UGUGUGUGUGUGUGCAAUUCAAUCAGGGAAGAAAGGCGUGCGCUAAAGACGAACAAGAACAUAUCUGGAGUCCAAAGAGCAAACAUUACAGCAAAUCAAUUCAAGCGAGAGAGAAAGGAGCGCUAAGGAACGCUCACAGAGCCAGUCUAAGGAGCUCAGUCAGAAUGGCAUCCAGAGGGGUCAUCAAGCGCAGGGCGACUAUUACAGACCUGCCACUGUACUUCAGUGGCCAAAUACAGAAGAAAUACACAGGAGAGGGGGGGUUCAGAGGGUAUUAUGGAGAGCUGCGUGGUUCCACCAUGUUCUUCUACGCAGAUGAGAAACAUGAAACGUACUGCGAGAGGCUGGAACUGCACAACCUGAAGUCUAUGGUGCCCGUCUCCUCCUAUUCAGCCAAGACAACGCCGGUUUACACACUCACCUUCUCCAACCAGGAAGUACAGCUAAAGGCUGAUAAUCCAGACACAGGAGAGCUAUGGAGGGGCUAUAUCUUGACAGUGGCUAAAUUGGAGGUCCCACACCAGCUGCAGCUCCUGCCUGGUCACUUCAUGGCGCUAGAACACGUGCGGGACCAAGAGCAACAGCGACAGGUUCUGCCGCCCUUUUACCAGCCCUCCAUGGACGCGCCCGCGCCCCGCUCAUGCACGCCGACCAGCUCAGAGGCCUCAAAUGAGUACGACGACAGCCUGUCCUCAGUUCCCACUUGUUUCAUGUCAGUGUCCCGUGAAGAGGCAGAGGAGCUACUCACAAAGAAUCCAGAAUGUGGCAGCAUCAUCCUGAGGCCUGCAACAGACAAAUAUAACUACACUAUCACCAUGAGACAGAUCUAUCCCAGUGGUCCAGUUAUAAAGAACUACAGGAUCCUGUCCAGUGACCAUGGCUUCAUCAUUGAACUGGAGGUGCCUGUAACUGUCCAAACCUUGAAUCAAGUGGUGGAUUACUUCUUAGAGCAAACAGCCGGUCAGCUAAAGCCUUUUGCAAAGGCCUACGACAUUCGCAUUGAGGUGCCUCCUCGAGUGCCUCCUAAUCGUGACGACAUUCCUCGAGUGGCACCCACUAUCCGCACAGAGCCAUCGCCUAGCAACAAGCCCCCCACACCUCCACGGCCUCCGUUCCUGAACCAGAUGAGCACAUAUGAGAAUGAAAAGGACCUAAAGACAAACCCUAAGGUUGAGAAGAACAAGAAGUCGUACAGACCUUUCUCCAGAAGUUAACACACACACACACACAACCAAUUAUAGAAAGUUGAGGAUGAAGUUGAUCUAGACUUAAAGUCAGUAUUGCAGAAAUGUUGGGUAAGAUUAAUUCCAUCAAACUCCUGUUUGCCUACUGUAUGUACAUGUGUACAUUUCUCCAUGUUGGUUUAGAUUUUGUUAGAUGACUCUUGCGAGAAACUGUAACGUUUUCUCUGAUUGCGUUGCUCAGCUUUUGUACUUGGAGGAUUGUUGGCAUAGAAUGGUGGUUUAAAUAAUAAAAACACAAAUGAA
Messenger RNA from Clupea harengus (Atlantic herring), 1487 nucleotides. Its product is annotated as signal-transducing adaptor protein 1-like. The record is from RefSeq and is a predicted model, not a curated record. Bases 165 to 1214 code for a protein of 349 amino acids. The transcript is spliced from 10 exons. Gene Ontology annotation, biological process: positive regulation of B cell receptor signaling pathway; cell surface receptor protein tyrosine kinase signaling pathway. NCBI's taxonomy places the organism in Eukaryota, Metazoa, Chordata, Actinopteri, Clupeiformes, Clupeidae. Gene Ontology annotation, molecular function: signaling adaptor activity; protein kinase binding.